Messenger RNA from Lachancea nothofagi CBS 11611, 1326 nucleotides. NCBI's taxonomy places the organism in Eukaryota, Fungi, Ascomycota, Saccharomycetes, Saccharomycetales, Saccharomycetaceae. The record is from the annotation of a GenBank genome assembly.
AUGGUAUCAUCAAGUGCAUCUGGCGUGUUGACUUUGCUUCACACGGCCUGUGGAGCUGGCAUCCUGGCCAUGCCAUAUGCUUUCAAGCCAUUUGGGUUAAUAUGGGGGUUCCUCAUGAUAAUAUUCUGUGGAUUGUGCUCUUUAAGUGGGCUCCUUAUUCAAGGGCGAGUAUCCAAAUACGCGGAGACAAGAACUGCAUCAUUUUUCGCCUUGUCACAAAUAACCUACCCACAGCUAAGUGUUGUUUUUGACCUGGCCAUUGCUGUUAAAUGUUUUGGCGUGGGAGUAUCAUAUUUGGUGGUAGUGGGCGACCUAAUGCCACGCAUAUUUGAUGCCUUUACCUCACAUAGUCUCCUUUUGAAUCGUAACUUUCAUAUUUCAAUGGUCAUGCUGUUUAUUGUAUCUCCGCUGUGUUUUAUGAAACGACUAGAUUCUUUACGUUACGCGUCGAUGAUAGCCAUCUCGUCCGUUGCAUAUCUGUGCGUCUUGGUGGUAAUUCAUUUCGGAUGGCCAUCGGAGGAGAUUCACGCUAUUCGAGGUGAAGUCAGCGUAGGAAAACCGGCGGGUCCAAUUUCAGCUGUUUUCAGUUGUUUUCCUAUUUUUGUGUUUGCCUAUACUUGCCAUCACAACAUGUUUUCGAUCAUCAACGAGCUUCGCGAAAACACCACGUCCACUAUCUACAAAGUUUCUGCGGUUUCUGUGUUUUGCGCAAUGAGUUUAUAUUUGGCUAUUGGAGGUUGCGGAUACGCAACUUUUGGAAGCAAUGUGGCAGGUAAUAUCAUCACCUUGUACCCACAGUCCGCGGCCACUAUUGUUGGGCGUAUUGCAAUAGCGCUUCUAGUAAUGCUGGCGUUUCCUUUACAAUGCCAUCCGGCUAGAGCGUCUAUCGAUCACAUACUUCAUUUCAUCAAGGACAAAACUCAAGACGCCUCCGCCGGCUCUGAAGAGUCGCAACUUAUUGUGCCCACUCCAGAAGAUGUUCUUGUGGAAGAGGACAGCCCACAACAGCGCGCAGUCGUGCCUCUUGAAGGAAAAAGGUUCGUGGCGAUUACAACAGGAAUUCUGGUUUUCUCAUAUCUACUGGCAAUAUCUGUGACUUCCCUGGCCCGAGUAUUGGCCGUCGUUGGGGCCACAGGCUCGACAUCCAUAUCUUUUAUUCUACCUGGGAUUUUUGGCUACAAAUUAAUUGGUUCUGAAUUUAAGUCCGGUCAGAUUCCAAAGUCUACAAAGUGGUUCAGAAGACUUUCUCUACUCUUGGCCUGCUGGGGUGUUGUCGUACUAGUAACAUGUCUCUCAGCGACAAUUAUUUUAGGAGCCAAUCAUUAG